GAACUCUCAGUCAGACUGGUGAAUGGGACCACUUCCUGUUCUGGGACAGUGGAAGCCUUCCAUGAAGGAGAGUGGUCAGGUCUAUGUUUUAGGUGGUUUUGGAGCAUGAUGAGACAGGCUACGGUUGUGUGUAGACAGCAGGGCUGUGGGAAUCCUGUAGCUGCCUCUAGAGGACCUCUGAUUGAAGAUGGAAGAAUAGGAGUCAGACUAUAUAGUAGAUGCAGGGGAAAUGAGUCUUCUACUAGACAGUGUGACAACAGAAGAGGACAUGGUGUCUGUGAUGGUGAAUAUUAUCAUCAUGUGACCUGUUCAGAGUCUGUGCGGCUUGUGGAUGGAGCUGGUCUCUGCUCUGGGAGAGUGGAGGUGAAGUCCAAUCAGUCCUGGGCCUCAGUGUGUGAAGCUGACUUUGACCGGCAGGAUGCAGAGGUAGUCUGUGGGGAGCUUGGCUGUGGGGCUCCUGCAGCUCUACAGGGGGGGCUCUAUGGAGAAGGUGAGGGUCAGACCUGGGAUAAAGAGUUCCAGUGUAAAGGCAAAGAGUCCCGUCUCCUGGACUGUGACACCUCAGACAGAAAAAACAACACCUGCCUACCUGGUAAUGCUGUUGGACUCACCUGCUCAGAGCCUAAUGAUGUGAGGCUGGUGGGAGGAGGCAGUCGCUGUGCUGGUGGAGUGGAGCGGUACGACCAGGGAGAGUGGAGGACUGUGGGAGCUGGCUGGAACCAGAGGGAUGUAGCUGCAGUAGUGUGUAGACAGCUGGGUUGUGGCUCCAAUGUUUCAGAACUACCUGGAAACACCACUAGAGGGAUUAGAGUUUACUGUCCUGAGUCUGAGUCUUCACUGAGGGAGUGUAGAAGAAUGUAUGAUCUCCGUCCUGGACUCACAGUGAUCUGCUCAGAUCUCCUGGUCCAGCCUGAUAUCUUCCUGACUGACCCAAUGGGAGGGGUCUCCAGGGGCCACCAGGGGCCCGAGAUGUUCAGGGGCUACAACUUCACCAUCACCUGCUCCACUCAGCCACAGUACCCAGGAGGCUCCUUCCUCCUCACGUUCACCGGCUCCAACAGAACCCAGACCCAGCCAGCUGUCAAUCACUCUGCUGCCUUCCUCUUCCCUGCUGCAGAUGACUCCCACCAAGGGAACUACAGCUGUGUUUAUGACAAUUAUGUUUUCUCUCAUAACUUCUCCUCUGAGAGUGAGCUCCUCUCC
Oncorhynchus mykiss (rainbow trout) is the source of this 1203-nucleotide messenger RNA. The record is from RefSeq and is a predicted model, not a curated record. Lineage: Eukaryota; Metazoa; Chordata; Actinopteri; Salmoniformes; Salmonidae.